Hyalella azteca is the source of this 3032-nucleotide messenger RNA. RefSeq lists its product as uncharacterized. The transcript has 11 exons. NCBI's taxonomy places the organism in Eukaryota, Metazoa, Arthropoda, Malacostraca, Amphipoda, Hyalellidae. The record is from RefSeq and is a predicted model, not a curated record. The coding region runs from base 258 to 2681 and encodes 807 amino acids.
GCGUAUCUCUACUAAUGCGUUGCUACGCAUGACGUCUCUGCAAGCGUCAUCUGCGCACAAGUUACGCUGUCCAAACUGAGUUCCCGGAAAUACUGCAAGGUGAUUGGUUCUCGUGGGAGGAUGGGCGAGGGCACCGCAUCACCAUCGACCAAUCAGAGUACGAGGGCUGGGGCGCCCCCGUGGCGGGGCGCUCACUGGGCGCCGGGGCGCUGGACUUUGUCUUCGAUGUGGGCGCCUGUCGCUUCUGCUCCAGGUUCAUGGUCCGCUCCUGGAAUGUCGUCGAGAGGUUCGACGGCCCUUGCGAUUUCAGGCCCGGUAAGCCACCAGUUCGCCGGCCACGUAAUCCAGCCAGACCGCAGCCAGACUGGCUUACCUCAUCCACACCAGCGGAUGCCGCACGCAGCCACAACGCAAGCCACAAUUAUAGCCUCCAGCGAGAAGGUUCUCUUGCUGAUAUCCUGGAGCCACAAGAAUCAGUCAACGGAAGUGAGCUGGUCAUCAGCGAGAAGAAAUCAGUCAGUCAAGGCAAGGACUUACCGAGUGAACACAAAGGAUUGUUUGCAGUGCCGAUGAUCCAGAAGACUAGUAAAUAUAAGACUGGAAUAUCGGUCAAUAAAAUGGACCAACUUCAGAGCAAGCUGAUCGAAAUUGAGAUCAUACAAACAGUGAACAUUGAAAAACUUUGUGCGCCUUUGGACUCCGUUUUUCAAGGAGGUCGACCUCGUUCGAAGGACUUUGCUGGAAGUUCUGUUAAUGACAUGCAACAUUCGAGCAAAACCUUCGACGUUAAAGCUCCAAACUUUAAAAAUUUUAAUGCUUCCGGUAAGGACUCGAGAAGUUCAUUUGUUCACCCUCAUGAACAUCAUACCUUCACCCACCAUCAAAGCGUAGGCGCAAAUCACGAGUCACACGCCACGAACUCUCAUUCCAGCCUUGAUUAUUUUUCUCCGACAAAGAAUUUUAAUUUGUCGCGCGUCGAGACGAAUUCGGCUGGAAAUUUUGACCUUUCCGUUGGUCAGGUUAAGGGGAACACCCCUAAGAACGUAGGGGGCAGCGCCCCUGGGGAUUUAGGGGACGGUGCCCCUAGGGAUUUAGGGGGCGGCACCCCUGGGCAUGGAGGGGACGGUGCCCCUGGGCAUGGAGGGCAUGGUGCCCCUGGGGACGGAGGGGGCGGCGCCCCUGCUGGAGUUGUACUGCACCGCCGCGCCCCUACACCGGUGGAGUGCCUGUCGUUCCUGAGGGGGCGCUACGCCCUGGCCUGGCGAGACGCUCACAGUUCGUCUGCGUGGUGUACGCACCCACAGGCGACGCUGUCCUCGUGUCAGCUGACAGGCGAGCGGUUCACAGCUGACAUUCAGCACAUGACAGUCGUGUACCGCAGCUGUCCUGGCGUCAGACAGUCGUACGACUCAGAGGUGACAUACUCGUGCCUGGGUACGUGGCACGUGGGUACGAUGCUGUACGUCGCUGUAGCAAACCUACAGCACGCUGAUGAAGAGGAGAGAUACAGGUGCUUCAUGCAAGACCUGCAGGAGACGCAACUGGUGAUCGGGGCGUCAAAGAACCCUGGCUGUGCAACCCUGUCCUCCCCAGACUCUAGCCCCCUGCUGAUGAACCUAACCCCAGUGGUACCUAGCGUGGCAGCGACGUGUACCUUCCCUGGCGAGUACCAGGGUUCGUGGCAGGGUACUGGACGCGGUGAACCAAGGGUUCACAUCAACUCCACACACAUGGUUCUCGCUCAGUACCGCGGUGCCAGGGAGGUUCGCGUGGUUCACGUCUGUUUAGAGAACCGAGGCAAGAGGUUCUUGCUGGCUGCCGUGCCUGACAACGGGUGCGAUGUAGAGUACGUAUGUUACGAGAUGUUACCGCGGCAACACAACAUCGUACGAUAUCGCUCUGGCCGCCACAUCAGCCGCGCGUCCUUUGAGGGCUGCGAUCACCGCGCGUUUGGCAGCGGUGCGCGCUGGGCGUACGACACUCUUAUUGCCGACCCCCCGACCUCCGUCCCAUGCCCAAUCAAAGGCCGGUUCACCGUCUCCCAGAGGGGGUCGAUGCCCCUCACCCCCCGCGUGGUGGGGGGCGUGACGGUCUCCCCCAUGGACACGUACCCCUGCAGGAGGAGGUACCCCGUGCUGAGUGUGUGUGAGGGGCGUGGGUACACCACCAGUACCUUGGUACUUGAUCUCGACGCCUGCGCAGACCUCGACCCCUACGGCAACCCUGUCGUUGUUAAAGGUCUACCAGCGCGUUUCACUGUACAUUGGUGCGCAGGUCUAUACCAGCGCGUUUCACUGUACAUUGGUGCGCAGGUCUACCAGCGCAUUUCACUGUACAUUGGUGCGCAGGUCUACCAGCGCGUAUCACAGACAGAGGUACGCAUGUCAGCGUCCGUGGGUUCAGCGUGUGGUGCACUUCAGACUCACGAGUCGAGCUGGUACAACUUGUCUGCUCAGCUGUCGCUCACGCUCACGCUCACUGAGCGCCUGCAUGAUCAAUGCCCAAUGGAAGUGGACGUGGGAGAAGAUCACCGAAGAUCUGACCCGAGAUCGAGAUCCUUGCCCGUCGUAUUUGAGUUCUUCAGCAGCGAGGCCCGCCCUCGGGCCUCACUGGUGUCCUAUUUCCUAGUCAACCUUGUAAUAUUAUUUGUCGUUAUUGUAAUAACUCAUUAUCAUGGUUAAUGAGUAUGUAAUUGUAUGGAUAUUUCUCUAAAUUUGUAUUAGGUAUUAUAUGACUCAAUUUAUGUUAUUUAUGCUGCUUCAUAUGCGUGUUAAUUUAUUAUUUGUAUUUGUCCUUAUUCGUAUACGGUAUGUCCUUACUUAUUAUUCUUUGAUGCCAAGUAUUUCUUUAAUUAAACUUAUAUAUUUUAAAGUUUGUGUUUGUCUCACGUAUCUAUGACGCAACGAUUUCCUAAUAAAUUUAGAGGCAAAUUCAUGUGUCUAUUUAUUUAACAAUCAAGUUGAUUAAUUUGAAUGGCUCUGUUGAUGAUAUGCUGAACAAUGUUGGGGCCAUGGACCGAACAUUGAUUUACU